This is a messenger RNA of Trametes versicolor FP-101664 SS1, 3340 nucleotides long. Its product is annotated as bifunctional P-450/NADPH-P450 reductase. NCBI's taxonomy places the organism in Eukaryota, Fungi, Basidiomycota, Agaricomycetes, Polyporales, Polyporaceae. The transcript has 17 exons. Gene Ontology annotation, molecular function: iron ion binding; flavin adenine dinucleotide binding; FMN binding. Bases 1 to 3186 code for a protein of 1061 amino acids. The record is from RefSeq and is a predicted model, not a curated record. Gene Ontology annotation, cellular component: cytosol.
AUGCCUGGCACUCCCAUCCCCACUCCCCCCGCUGUUCCAUUCCUCGGUCAUGUCAACACCAUCGACAAGGACCUGCCCAUACGCUCGCUCGAUCUCCUCGCGCGGCAGUACGGAGAGAUCUACCAGCUCAACGUUCUGGGUGAUAAGAGGAUCUUUGUGAACUCUUACGCGCUCCAGAACGAAACCUCCGACGAGAAACGUUUCGCGAAGAAGAUCUCGGCGAACCUAAACCAGGUCCGCAACGCCGCCGGCGAUGGUCUCUUUACCGCCCGCGUCCCGGAGGAGCAGAACUGGUACAUCGCCCACCGCCUCUUGAUGCCCUGCUUCAGCGCAGCGAACGUGUACGGCAUGACGGACGACAUGAUGGAUAUCAUCUCUCAGCUGACCCUGAAAUGGGAACGAUUCGGGUCGAAGGAUGUCAUUGACCCUGCUUCGGACUUCACACGGCUGACGCUGGAUGCGAUCUCGCUGUGUGCGAUGUCGUUCCGCCUGAACUCGUUCUAUCGGGAGGAUCUGCACCCCUUCGCCCACGCGAUGGGUGACUUCCUGAUCGAGAGCGGGAAGCGUGCCAACCGCCCGACCAUUGUUCAGAGCAUGAUGUCAAGCACGAACGCGAAGUACGAAGAGGACCAGAGAAUCCUGGGACAGCUCGUCAAUGAAAUUCUGGAAGAACAUCGUGCCCACCCUCCGGCGAAGCAGGACAUCCUGAGUGUCAUGCUGAACGGCCGGGACAAGGAGACCGGGCUCGGUCUCUCCGACGAGAACAUAAAGAAUAACCUCCUGACCUUCCUCAUCGCUGGCCACGAGACGACCUCAGGCAUGCUCACCUUCACUGUAUACUACCUGCUCAAGAACCCCGCAACGAUGCGGAAACUCCGCGAGGAGAUCGACACCCUGAUCGGCGACCGGCCCAUGGCGUCCAAGGACGUCAACAAGCUGCCCUAUCUCCUCGCGGUCCUGCGCGAAAGUCUGCGCCUAGGGCCGACCGCACCUGCGCGCUCCGUGGCUCCGCACGAGGACACGACGAUCGGCAGCAAGUACUUCGUGGAGAAGGGCACCUCGAUCGUCAUCAACACCUACAACGCCCAUAGGGACACUGCCGUGUGGGGCGAGGACGCCGAGGUGUUCAGACCGGAGCGGAUGCUCGACGGCAAAUUUGAGGCUCUUCCUCCUAACGCAUGGCAACCGUUCGGGUUCGGCACUCGCGGCUGCAUCGGUCGCCCAUUCGCGUGGCAAGAGGCACAGCUCGCACUCGUCACCAUCCUGCAGCGCUUCGACCUCGUCAUGCACGACCCGACGUAUGAGCUCGCGCUGAAGCAGACGCUCACCAUCAAGCCGCACAACUUCUUCAUCCACGCGCUCCCGCGCAAGGACCGCGCACGCGUCUUCGCGCUCCCUUCCGCGGGGCUCCGCAGCGAGCGCACCGCGCAGGGGAGUGCGCAGGUCGGGCCGAGCGCGACGGUGUCCGCAGAUGCGGCGAAGCUGCAGCCGCUGUAUGUGCUGUACGGCUCGAACACGGGCAACUCGGAGUCGUUCGCGCAGCGGCUUGCGUCGGAUGCUCCCGCUCAUGGCUUCCGCGCAUCGAUCGGGACGUUGGAUUCUGCAUCCGAGCAUCUGCCCAAGGACGGUCCGCUCGUCAUCGUCACCGCGUCCUUCGAAGGCCAGCCCGCGGACAACGCCGCGCACUUCUUCGAGUGGCUGACGAACACCGAGGGUGCGGACGCGCUCGCGGGGAUCAAGUACGCCAUCUUCGGCUGCGGCAACCGCGACUGGGUGAAGACGUACCAGCGUGUCCCGACGCUCAUCGACGAGACGUUCGCGGCGCGUGGCGCGACGCGCUUGGUGGAGCGUGGGGAGGGUGAUGCUGGUGGCGCGGAGUUCUUCGAGGCGUUCGAUACUUGGGAGGAUGCCCUGUGGAAGAAGCUCAGCGCGACGUACGCUACGACGGGUAACGCCGAGGCCGCUGCAUUGGGCCUCAAGGUCGUUUCGCCUGGCACAGCGCGCGCGUCGGUCCUGCGCCAGCCCGACACUGCGCUCGGAACGGUUGUGCAGAACAAGCUUUUGACCUCGCCUAAUGCGCCUCCAAAGCGUCACCUGGAGUUCUCUUUGCCCGAGGGCACGACUUACCGGGCCGGGGACUACCUCGCCAUUCUUCCUGUCAACCCCGAGCGCAUCGUACGCAGAGCUCUCGCGCGCUUUGGGAUGUCGGCGGAGCAAGAGAUCGAGCUGUCGACAGGUGGCCCUACCUCGCUCCCCGUCAACAAGCCGGUUACCGUGUCUUCCGUACUCAGUGGCUACGUCGAGCUGUCUCAGCCGGCUACCACGCGCGACCUUGACAUUCUGCUCAAGACCAAGAACUCGGAGUCCUCGCUGAAGGCCCUCCAGGAGCUUUCUAGCAACUACGCCGAAAACGUAUUCAAGAAGCGCCUGAGCGUCCUCGACAUCCUGGAGGAACACCCGGACAUCGACCUCCCCCUGUCCGCCUUCCUGCAAAUGCUUCCCUCCAUGCGCAUCCGGCAGUACUCCAUCUCGUCCUCUCCGCUCUGGAACGCGCAGCACGUGACGCUCACCAUCAGUGUGCUCGAUGCACCUGCGCUUUCCGGGCGCACCGAGCCGUUCCUCGGCGUCGCGUCGACGUACCUGGCGGGCCUGCGCGCGGGCGACCGCGUGCAGCUCUCCGUGCGCGCGUCGAACGCGGCAUUCCACCCGCCCAACGACCUCGACGUCCCACUCGUGAUGAUGUGCGCGGGCAGCGGGCUCGCGCCGAUGCGCGGCUUCCUGCAGGAGCGCGCGAUGCAGAAGCAGGCCGGGCGUGCGGUGGGAAAGAGCCUGCUGUUCUUCGGGUGCCGUAACCCGCGCGAGGACUUCUUGUACGGUGAUGCGGAGCUGAAGCAGUGGAGCGACCUGGGUGUUGUCGACGUCCGCCCUGCGUUCUCGCGCUCGACUGCGGACUCCGAAGGGUGCCGAUACGUGCAAGACCGUGUCCUCUUCAACAAGGCUGAGGUUGUCGGUGCUUUCCUGAAGGGCGGCAAGUUCUUCGUUUGCGGCUCGAGCAAGGUUGCCAGCGGCGUGAAGCGGGUGCUCGUCGAGAUCAUCAAGGAGACCAGGCACCUCGACGACGAGGCGGCUCUGGUGGCUUUCGACGAGAUCAUGAACGGCCGCUACGCCACGGACAUCUUCGAGUAGUUGCUGUCGUCUUCACAUCAUAGAAGGGCUCGUAGUGUUCCUGGGCUGCCUUCAUCGGAGCUGUACUAUAUGCGAUUGUGGACCAUCAUAGACUUGUAUACGUUCAUGGAUUUCUGCGCUUCCUCCGAAUCAAUGCGAUUGCAAACAUGUUACC